CAAAAACAUGUUUCAGAUUGAUGAUUGAAAUGGAAUUCGUCAGUCUGGCUAAGAUUUGUCGCUGUUGCCUGAUAAAACAUAGUAAUUUUUUGCCUAUUUUCGAGAUACACAACGACUAUUACCUUCCAAAAGUAAUACAAGUUUGCACCGGAUUAGCCAUUCAUCAAUCGGAUGGCCUUCCGGAGGUAGUGUGUGAAACGUGCCUCCUGAAACUGAUUACGGCUUACGAAACUCGUCGGUUGUUUCUCCGUUCUAAUGGUCAACUGAAAGAACAGCUGAACCGGUUGAAACAAUCGGAGCAGGAAAUUAUGACCGAACUAAAUUCCACUGCAGCAAAGUGUGUUGAGCAGGCGGUGGUCAGCUCGGUUGCAGCGACGGUGGCUGACAGCGGAAGCGUUCUGUUGAACGAUGAAAGCAUUUUGGAAAGCGGACCCAUCACUACAUGGGAUAACGAAAUCAAUAUGCACAUUGAACAGCUGCAGGACGGGAACAGCGAAUUGGUCGCCAAUAUUGAGGAUUCACUGGAUGAGCUGGUAAUUGAGAAAUAUGAGAAUCUGGAAAAAGGGGGAUACAGUUUUCCGCUGGUGGAACCAACAAUGGAGAGCCUGGAGGAAGCAAAAAGCACAAUCCCACAAUGCUCAGCGGUUGGGGUGUUAAUGGACAGCAGAAUUAGUAUUUCCAAGAACGAGGAUACAUCUGAAGAUGAAUAUAAGGAAGAAGACGGUUUUCCGUCAUAUUCGGAUAUCACUGUAACAACUGAAGAGGAAGACGGUAUCGAUGAUUGCAACAACAUAAAGGAAGAAAAAAUGGAAUCUCAGGAUUGCUCAAUCUGUGGUAAAACAUUUAGGAACGCCCGAUUACUGAAGAGGCAUGUCCAUUAUCACAACGCCAGUAAGACAGAUUGUCCUAUAUGUUUGAGAAGUUUUACUCAUGCAAGUAAUUUGAAGAGGCAUCUUGGUUCCCACAGUCCACCUAAAGGUGGAUUUUCUUGCUCUAAAUGUCCUGGAAGAUUCGAUGAAGGAUUUCAGUUUUACAGUCAUCUUAAAAUACAUAAAACUUCCAGUGAUUUGGCCUCUUACAUAAUGCGAUGUGAACAAUGCGGAAUGGAAACCUCUUCGUUGGCUGGUUUCAAAUAUCAUAUGUCCGAAGAGCAUGGUAUCCCCAAAGAUCAAAUUAAAGCGUUCCGCUGCCAUAUCUGUUUGAUGCGCUUCAACUCGAAGCAGGGAAUGCAUCGACAUAUUCAAUACAUCCACCACAAACAGACACCGCCUGUCCAGAGCAGUAUGAAACGAUUUUUAUGCACCGAAUGUGGCAAAAGUUUCCGACGGAUGAGGCAUUUGGAAUCCCAUACCAACUCACAUGCCGGCAUUCGACCCUUUCACUGUGAGUGUGGCCUCUCGUUUGCGCAGAAAUCCGGCAUGAACAUACACGUCCGGGCGAAGCACCAAAACCAGAGGAAUUAUGUGUGCAAGAUUUGUCGCAAGUCGUUUGCCCAGUCGACCCACCUGAAGGACCACGAGUUGAUCCACACCAAUCGGAAGGAGCACGAGUGUACGGUUUGCAAGCAUCGAUUCUACGUGAAAAGCAACCUGAUGGCGCACAUGAGAAUACACCGGGGGCACCCCUACUGCUGUCGGGAGUGUGGACGGCAGUUUAUGCACAGUGUACGGCUGGAGCAGCACAUGGCGACGGAACACUAAAGCGAAAUGGUGCCCAAAGGUGAGUCAUUUUUAUGAUACCAAAGUUGUUUAGAGAUUGGUGAAUAGGUAAUAACAAAAAAAACAAUGAAACGCCAAAAAUCACUGAAAGAAGUCCUUGAAUGUUGAAACAAGUUGUUCAAUAAAUCGAAAGAAGGGGAUCGUUUCAUAUGCCCCGA
Messenger RNA from Armigeres subalbatus, 1876 nucleotides. Its product is annotated as zinc finger protein 180-like. Lineage: Eukaryota; Metazoa; Arthropoda; Insecta; Diptera; Culicidae. Gene Ontology annotation, molecular function: RNA polymerase II transcription regulatory region sequence-specific DNA binding; DNA-binding transcription factor activity, RNA polymerase II-specific; zinc ion binding. The record is from RefSeq and is a predicted model, not a curated record. Gene Ontology annotation, cellular component: nucleus. Gene Ontology annotation, biological process: regulation of transcription by RNA polymerase II. Bases 21 to 1700 code for a protein of 559 amino acids. The transcript is spliced from 3 exons.